Molecule: messenger RNA, 733 nt
Organism: Archocentrus centrarchus (flier cichlid)
Lineage: Eukaryota; Metazoa; Chordata; Actinopteri; Cichliformes; Cichlidae
Product: SH3 domain-binding glutamic acid-rich-like protein 3
Exons: 3
Coding region: 169-444 (91 amino acids)
Cellular component (GO): cytoplasm
Source: RefSeq, a predicted model, not a curated record
ACCUGCUCACCUUGUGUGUGGUUGCAGCAAACCAGCACCACAUACCUGCAUAUCUGAUACAGGAGCAUUCUUUGUCUCUCCACUGCUCUCUGCACGUCUGUCAUUCCCACUCUCUAAAAAUCUGUGUAUGGUUUUCUGUAGUGGACUAUUCCUCUUAAGAUAGUAAAUAUGCCAGUGAGAGUGUUUUUUACGAGUGUGAGUGCUUCUACACAGAUUAAGAAAAACCAAGACAGAAUAUUUUCUGUCUUGACCUCUAAGAAGAUCAGCUUUCAACCUGUGGACAUUUCCCAGAAUUCCAGUGACAAGGAUUUAAUGAGGCAGGGAGCAGGAAAUCCAGCUGCACUGCCCCCACAAAUAUUCAAUGGAGAUGUUUACUGUGGAGACAUCACUGCAUUUGAAAGUGCAAUUGAGCUGGAAGAAUUAGAGAAGUUCCUUAAGCUCUAAAAGGAACACGGACACUCAACCACGUUAUCAUGCUCACUGCAUUUUCUAUUCAUACUUCUGUUUGUUUCAUCAGAGCUACUCAGAGAACAUGCUGGUUUCUUUUCAUGGAGUUUACUUCAUAGAAAAGCAUAUGAAAAGAAAUGAAAUGUUUGUAAAAUUGAAAGAACAUUUGUUAAACUGCUCUUGAUCAGAUAAUAAAUUACUUCAGUGGGAAAGUAAUUUAGGGGAUCAUAUUUUGUUUUAAGUUGUGCAACUGCAACUUUGGAAAUGGAUGAUUUUAAAUAAAGAA